AGUCCUGAAAAGCUCUUUGCCUUUCUCUGCAACUUCCCUUUCCUCUCAUUCUCAAAAAAAAAAAAACAAAAAAACCACGACAGAAAUCUCUCUCUCUCUCUCUCUCUCUCUGAAAAACCCACAUAGGAAAGCAGAGUCUCUCUCAAAAUCAUAGAAAAAAACCAACUGAGGAAAUCAGAGUCUUUCUGUCUAUUCUAUCAAUCAAAUUCUCAGAAAAACGCACAAGUCUCUCUCUCUCUCUCUCUCUCUCAAAACCUCAGAAAAAACCCACCAAAGAAAAGCAGAGAACUCUCUCUCUCUCUCUCUCUCUGAAAAUCUCACACCAAAAAGAGCAGAGCUCUCUCUCGCAGAGAAAAACUAUAUAAGAAAAGCAAGGGAGAGAAAUGCUGUCGAGGGUGAACGGCGUUGUUUGGAUGGAAGAGGAAGGAGACUCUGUCUCUUGGAACAGAGACGCUGAAAAGCCUGACGAAUUGUCUCUCUCCACUUUCAAAUCCAUGCUUGAAGACGACUGGAAUGGCUAUCUCAACCCCUCCAAUCACAAUCCAUCUCCCCACGACUCUGCCGCCUUCCAAACGCUCCAUUCCCACACCCACCUCGAUAUCAAAGACCUUUCCUUCCCUCCAAACCCUUCUUCUCAAGACAACCUCCUCCUCCAGCCCAUUGAAUCCUCUUCAUCCCUCUUCUCCCUCGACCCCUCCAGGGCCCCACCUUUCGUUCCUCCAAAGAACUGCCUCUCAUCGCUCCUCAAUGCCGUCUGCAACAACCCUUUCGACGCCGGGUUCGAUCUCGGUUGCGACAUGGGGCUGUUCCCCCCACCUACCACUGCCGCCCCCCAGUCGAAUUCAUCCGUUUUGAUGAACAGGGGAGUUGGGGUUUUGCAGGGGUUUAAUAGCUUGGGAUCGAACGGUCAGGUGGGCGCACCUGAUCUUGGACCCAGCGACCAAAUUCCGACUACUUGUUUGCUGUCGCUGCCUGAAAACGCUGGGCUGAAUCUGAAUCCAAUGGGGUUCCCCUGUUUCGAUGGCGUUUCCGGGAAUUCAAAUAGCCCUCUGUUCCCAAACCGGCCGAAGGUGUUGCGGCCGCUUGAGAUUUUCCCUCCGGUCGGCGUGCAGCCGACACUAUUCCAGAAGAGAGCAGCACUGCGCCAGAAUUCAGCUGCUGGGGCUGAGAAAAUCAGGAAUUUGGGGGCUUUGGGUUUGGAUGGCAGGGGUGGUCGGAUUCUGCCACAGGCCGAUGGGAGGAGGGAUUUGGAGGAAGGGCGUGAGAAGAGGAGGAAGUGCAGUGAGGAGGAUGAGUUUGACGAUGCGAGCAUUGACGGGUCGGGAUUGAAUUAUGAUUCAGAUGAGGCGGUGACGGAGAAUCCGAACAAGGGAGAGGAGAACACGAAGAAUGGUGGGAACAAUUCAAAUGCGAACAGUACUGUCAUGGGCGGAGAUCAGAAGGGGAAGAAGAAGGGACUCCCUGCAAAGAAUCUGAUGGCGGAGAGGCGGCGUCGGAAGAAGCUUAAUGACAGGCUCUUAAUGCUGAGGUCGGUCGUUCCGAAGAUCAGCAAGAUGGAUAGAGCUUCAAUCCUCGGCGACGCAAUUGAGUACUUGAAGGAGCUUCUGCAGAGGAUCAACGACCUACACAACGAGCUCGAAUCAACACCGUCCGGUUCUUCGCUGCCCACUACUACGAGCUUCCACCCUCUGACACCCACACUGCCUUGCCGUGUCAAGGAGGAACUCUGCCCGAGCUCGUUGCCAAGCCCAAAUAGCCAACCUGCAAGGGUGGAAGUCAGGCUGAGAGAAGGAAGAGCGGUCAACAUCCACAUGUUUUGUGCCCGUAGGCCCGGUCUCUUGCUCUCUACGAUGCGGGCGCUUGAUGGGCUCGGGCUCGACAUUCAACAGGCCGUCAUCAGUUGUUUCAAUGGCUUUGCUCUUGAUGUUUUCCGAGCUGAGCAAUGCAAUGAAGGCGUGGACAUACUGCCAGACGAAAUCAGGGCGGUACUUUUACACUCGGCGGGCUUCCACAGUACAAUGUAGCUUGAAGAAUCAAAAGAAGAUAGCACGAAAACGGCCACUAACCAUAGCAGUCCGCCGCCCUCUGAGGAGUUUGUAUAUGCAUCUGCCUCUCCCACCACCACCACCAAUUGUCAUAGGUAAAUGCCAAUGCUACCAAGCCAUUUCGAAGCUCUGUCGUAAGCAUCCGCCCUACUUUUAACUUGUUUACUAGGAUGUUUGUGGGGCCCACCAUUCGUUUCGACGGGCUUGGAAAUCAUGCUCAAAACAUUUCCUUGUCAUCAUUUUAGUGGUUUUUUAAAUUGUUUUUUAGAAUAA
Molecule: messenger RNA, 2318 nt
Organism: Magnolia sinica
Lineage: Eukaryota; Viridiplantae; Streptophyta; Magnoliopsida; Magnoliales; Magnoliaceae
Product: transcription factor ICE1-like
Exons: 4
Coding region: 384-2024 (546 amino acids)
Biological process (GO): regulation of DNA-templated transcription
Cellular component (GO): nucleus
Molecular function (GO): protein dimerization activity; DNA-binding transcription factor activity; sequence-specific DNA binding
Source: RefSeq, a predicted model, not a curated record